This is a messenger RNA of Chlamydomonas reinhardtii, 1812 nucleotides long. RefSeq lists its product as uncharacterized. The record is from RefSeq and is a predicted model, not a curated record. NCBI's taxonomy places the organism in Eukaryota, Viridiplantae, Chlorophyta, Chlorophyceae, Chlamydomonadales, Chlamydomonadaceae. Bases 118 to 1527 code for a protein of 469 amino acids. The transcript has 5 exons.
AAUAUUUGUACCUCUCGCGCGGGCAGCAAGCAGCCGUGUGACUGCCGGUCGCGUGUGCAUUGUACUCAUAUGCUCUAGAUUGCAAUCAGCAUUAGCUACACGUUGACUGGGGCAAACAUGUCGAGCGAGGAUGACGACCUAAACAGCGAGGACCUGGACGAUGUGCCACUCAAUUUCGCGCCGUCUGGUGGACGCUAUGAGCAUGAUGGACCGCCCCCGACUUCGAGAGGGCCUCCGCCUAUGGGGUUCUCGCGCCUGGGUCCCGGCUUUCAGCUCAAAAUGCCCACUUUCGUUCCAAACGAUGCCGGCAGCGCAGAGCCAGGCCUGGAUGGGCUCUCAGCUAUGCGAUCUGAGCCAACUUAUCUGCCCGAAACAUCCCGGGGGAGACCGGUCCCUGGGCUCGGACUGGGCGGGCUGACGCUGAACCAGGCUCGCGUGACAGGCGCUGCUGAGGACCCAGGGCCACCUCGCACGCGUCGGGGGCCGCCCCUCAAGCCCCCGAUGCUGAGCCUCAUCAACCCAGCCUCUGCAUCGCCGGUGCCGAGCGGCGCCCCCACGCCCGCGCUGGGGGUGGGGCUGCACGGUCCCGGCGGGCUGCAUGGCGGCGCGGCGACGCUGGGCGGACCACCUGCUGCGUCGGGCGGCCGGCAGCACCCCCCCGUUCGGGUGGAGCUGGUGUCCCCCGCCUUCGUGCUACAGAACCUUGUGGAGCAGCAUACCAGCCAUGCGACACUGGGUGUUUCAGGUGGGGAAGCCCAAGAGCCCGGCCGGUCACGCCACCGCGCCGGCGGCGGCGACCAGGACGACGACGACAACGGCGGUGCAGGCGACGCUGACGCUGACGACGACGGGGCUGCGGAGCGGGCGGCGAGGGCGAAAGAGGACGCAGCGUGCGGCUCCGAUGGGCCGGCCACUGCCAGCACGUCCGGCCGGCUGCUUGUGGACCGGUGCUGCAGUCAGCUGGGUAUUGCCGCCAACGAGCUGACAUUCUUCGAGCUGCGGCCGCUGCAGAUGGGGCCGGACGGCUCGCUGCCUGCAGACUGCUUCCAUGUGGGCGUCACGGUGCGCGGAUCAUCAUUCUCCCUUUCGGCGCUGGAGGAGAUGCUUGCACGCAGCAAACGAGAUGAACAGCUUACGUCCAUCCUGGACAGGUCGCUGCAGGACGCCGCGCAGCAUGCGGCUGAGGCGAAGGCCAACGCGGAACGACUAGCAAAGCAGAGCGAGGAGCUGGCGGUGCUGAAGGAGCGGCUGCGUGGUCUCGAAGCCAACAACCAGCACUUGCGGGAACAGCUGCAGCGCAGUGACGAUCACCGGCAGCAGCUGGGCAGCACCAUCCGCACCAUCAAGAAGGAGUUUGAGGAUUUUAAGAGCCGCGUGGUGGUGGAGGCGCCCUCCGGGCCUGCCCUGCACAUGCAGCUGAACCAGCUGAGCCUAGGGGCUGCGGCUGGGGCGCCCGGCACCGCCACAACCAACAACAAUACAAACACUGGGACAGGGGUGGGAUACGGUGGGCGGGAUGGCCGAUAGUUGUUCGAUACACGCAUGAUCACGGUAUGCAGGAGCGUGGUGUCGCUCCAAGUUCCAUAGACGUGUCGCGUCAUCAGCUUACGAAGUCGGCGUGCACACGCCUUCAUAGAAAACGGGUGUAGGGUUGGGAGCAUAAGAGCGUGCAACGGGAAGGAGAUGCUGUUCUGUUAGGUACGUGAACCGAUUGCGCCGUGGCAAUCAUCAAGUGCUACUGUGGUGCAAGAUUCCUUGUCUCUUGCGGCGCGUUGCUGGCGCGCAUUUCCCGGCCUGUAAGCCGUGCUUGCG